AUGAGCGGGGAAUCUACACCUGUUGCCCUUUCCAUAGAACAUGGCAUCACGACUCCAUGCAUCACACGGACCAUCUGCGACUUCCUCGACGCUCAUGCAUCCGCAUCGCCUACUGCCCUCGCUGCUCAGGAUAUCCUCGACCGUCAACUGACAUAUGCCGACCUCCACGCGCGCUCCGUUCGCCUCGCGCGACAACUCAAGGACCGAGGCGUGUGCCGUGGCAGCCACGUCUGCCUGGUGCUAGAGAGGUCGCUGGAGCAUCUUGUAUCCCUGUUCGCGGUGCUUCGACUUGGGGCGGCGUACAUCCCGCUGGAUGGGACCCUUGUCCCGCAAAGCGUGCUUCGAGAUGUCGUGAACGACGCUCGACCAGCAGUUAUUCUAGUUUCCAAGGCGCAUGCCGCACGUUCCGGGAGCGUGGAGGGGAAGUGGUACUGCAUUGAAGACCUCUUAGACGCGGACGAGCAUAUGGGACCUGAAACGAGGUUCGACGAUGCACGACCCGAGGAUCCUGCAUAUAUAAUCUUCACUUCAGGCACAACUGGGCGCCCCAAGGGUGUGGUCGUAAGUCACUCGAAUGUCGUGAAUCUGGUGUGCCAGGCUCCAGGGAACCUGGGUAUCACCCCCGGAACAAAGGUGGCGCAGCUGCUGAACGUCGCUUUCGACAUGUGCGCCUGGGAGAUCUUUGGCUGCAUCUUGAAUGGCGGGAGUCUUUACCUCCGUGGCCUCCGACGUGCAGACUGGAUCAAGGUGAUGAAGACUGUCGACGUACUCAUCUGUACGCCGUCGAUACUGGAACCGCACGACCCGAAGGACUACGUGAACGUGAGGGUCGUGGCGACCGCAGGCGAGCCGUGUUCCAAGGCCCUUGUGGAGCGAUGGGGACAUCGUGUGAAGUUCUGGAAUUGCUGUGGCCCCACAGAGACUACCAUCGUGAAUACAAUGGAUCUCUACCAUCACGGCUCGGACGUGACGAUCGGACGAUCGACCCCUAACAACUCAGUGUACGUCUUGGACGAAGAGCUGCACCCUCUGCCUCGCGGAGAGGUCGGCAUAAUGUGGGCAGGCGGGUUGGGAGUCAGUCUCGGCUACCUCAACCUUCCUGAGCUCACAAAGAUGAAGUAUAGGCGUGACCCAUUCAGAGCAGAUGGGUACGUAGGAAUGAUGUACAACACUGGAGACCUCGGUCGACUGCGCGUAGACGGGAAGUUCGAUCAUCUCGGGCGCGUUGAUGAGCAGGUCAAGGUCAAGGGCUUCCGGGUCGAGCUAGACGGUGUUAGCGCGGCGAUGCGCUCAUGUGCAGGGAUCAUGUCUGCGUGUGCGCUCCUCAUAGACGGCGAGCUGCACGGAUUUUACGCCCCCAGCUCUGUCUCUGCAGCGGCGGUACUAGAGGCAACGAUGGCGAUCCAGCCAUGUUAUGCAGUGCCGUCAAAAUACAUCGCGUUGGAUACGCUCCCUUUGACUAGCAACGGAAAGCUUGACAAGCGGAGGCUGCAGGAGAUUGCGGCGAGCCCUGGUACACACUGA
Molecule: messenger RNA, 1524 nt
Organism: Dichomitus squalens LYAD-421 SS1
Lineage: Eukaryota; Fungi; Basidiomycota; Agaricomycetes; Polyporales; Polyporaceae
Product: AMP-binding protein
Exons: 7
Coding region: 1-1524 (507 amino acids)
Biological process (GO): secondary metabolite biosynthetic process; amino acid activation for nonribosomal peptide biosynthetic process
Cellular component (GO): cytoplasm
Molecular function (GO): phosphopantetheine binding
Source: RefSeq, a predicted model, not a curated record